GGAUCGGGACAGGUGGCGUUCUCUCGUUUUGGAGGCCAAGACCCUCUUUGGAUCACUGCGCCACAAUAGUUAGUUAGUUAACUACAUAAGGGGUAUUUAUUCAGUCAAAUCCUAUGUAUUAUUAGAACUUUGUGAUUGAAAGCCAAAAAUUAGCAAUAAUGUGUAACUUGGAAACGUUCUACAAUGAUCUCAAAGCAGCGAUUCUCAACUUUAGAUUGGACUUGUGUUGUUUCGUAUUCAGUGUGGAAGCUGGAAUAUUGCUGUGUGGUUACUUCAAUGUGAUUUCAAAUAUGAUAUGCCUAAUAGCAGUAUCCACCGAGGUAUUUCCUCCGCUCAUGAUGAACGCCCAGCAAUCGUACAUGGACGGAGAAUAUAUCAAGUCGACUUGCGCCUUUGCAUACAGCGCCGAUCUGUGUCUAGCUGUGCUUCUACUGUGUGCUAGAUAUCGGAAAGACAUCGUGCUACUCACCUACUACACGUACUGUGGCUUGGCCAUGCUGGCUUCCACCAUACUAGUCUACUCUAUGGUCAUCGGGGUUCUAACGGUGUUGCAUACCUGCACGCUGGUUAUAAGUUUAACAUACCAGACCUACAUAAUUCUGUUAGUACGCAGUAUGAUGGUAGAUUUAAAACACGAAGCAGAGAGAUUUGAAUACUUCUACCAAAAUUAUCCAGUCUAUUAUAAACACGACAUAGAAGCUGCCGGUGACUAUCCUCUAGAAACAUAUCAGAUAUAUAGUCCUAGUUCUAGAAAUAAUUCAGAUAUCGUGCCGCCUGCAGCAACUCUACCUAAGGCAACAGCGAAUGAAACAGUAGAAGAUACUAUAGAAUUAAACACAAAAGAUGUUAUAGCUAUAACUGAACCGAAGACAACAGUUAUUUCUGAGGAACUAAAGCCAAGUGAAGAUAAAGAUGCUACUAAGCCAAAAUUAAGUAAAACAGUUAAAGAUAUUCAACCAACGACCAGCAAAACAGUAACGGAUGGAAAUUCAAAGACAGCAACAGAGGUAGAAACGUCUGUAAAACCAAAGGCAUUAAGGUAUCCUUAUAAAUUUAUUGCUAUCAAAAUCCCUAAACAAGAAACGAUUAAGGAAGAAAAAGAGAAUGAAGAAAAAGAGACGGAAAAUGUCGAGGUUAAAACAGACAUAAAAGAAGUAGCUAAAGGGGAAGAAACGAAAGAGGUAGUUAAAGUGGAUAAACCUAAAGAAGUAUCGAAAGAGACGGAAAAGGUCGAGGUUAAAGCAGACAAAAAAGAGGUAGCUAAAGAGAAAGAAACAAAAGAGGUUGGUAAAGUGGACAAAACCAAAGAAGUAUCAAAAAAGAAAGGAACAAAAGACGUAGCUAAAGAGGAAGAUACAAAAGAAUCGGAAAAGGCGGUCAAGAAACAGAAGCGGUCAAUAUUUGGAAGGAAGAAAAGUAAAGCUGAUGAAGAUAAAAUGAAAGAAUCGGUGUCCACACUAAUGUUCUUCGCAGAAGAAAGUUUCGAACCCCUAUUGCUCAAGGUCCUAAACGGCAUUUCGGACGAGCCUCCUAAUUACGGACCUUCGUGCAUGAUUGUCUACGCUGUCGAACUUGGCUCGAAUGUAGUGCUGUUAUGCGGUAUAAUAAGGAACGACCUCAUACUGCUUCGUGUCUACAUGUACUUUGCCUUCGGAGUUCUGACGGCUGCACUCAUGACUUACUCCGUGAUGUUUGCACCUCAGGAACUAACCGUGAAGUUCCUCAUUGCCGGCAGUAUUGGACACCAAAUCUACAUCCUGUUGUUACUGCGAAGCGCAAUGAUCGAAAUAAAACAGGCUUUAAAACAGAACGAGAACGGCUACGCGGUCAGAUAUCGAAAAACUAGCGUUAGAUAUGUACCAGGCACCAGAGAUAGGUACAGUGUUGUUAUCGAACCUUACAGGCGAAGAUCUACUCAUCCUUAUGACAGAGAGCCUUAUAGACGAAGCAGCUCGUUGGUUCCUUUCGGUAGAGAACCAUACAGAAAAGGUUCUUUUGUACCUUAUAAAGAAGAACCAAGACAAAGUUCAGUUCAAGCACAUGUAAAAGUAGCCGAGGAAGAAAAGGCAACGGUUAUAGUAACGCAACCGAAGGAAGAGCUUGCUAAGGAAGCUGUUGAUAAGGAAGAGACAGUUAAAGAAGUGAAACUGUAUCAGUUAAUGUACAUUUUUGUGCACCCGUCGGCUGAUAGCGGUCGUGUCAGAAUGGAGAGGUUUGGGGAGUAUGUGAAGAAGAGUGUGCUUAAUUUUAAGUUGCAGCAAUGUUGCUGGGUGGCUAGUGUGAGGACAGGCGCGCUGACGCUUGCUUGUUUAAAUAUUAUUUUUGGGUUGACUAUACUCGUAGAAAUAGCGAAAGGAGAAGAAGCAAGCUUCACUCCGCUCCUACUCCAGGCUUUAAGCGCAACUACUGACAAGGAAGAAGAUGGACCAGACUUCAUACCUUCUUGCAUCAUCGCGUACGCCAUGGAAAUCGCUUCCAAUGCAUUGGUGAUAUGUGCUAUGUGGCGGAACGACAUAGUGCUCCUCCGAGCGUAUUUGUACUACGCCUUGGGGGUUCUCACAAUGGCUAUCAUGAUAUACUCCGUGGUAAUCGGAGCCCUGGACCUCAUACCGGAGCUACUCAUCGUAGCUAGUGUUGGAACUCAACUCUACCAAAUAAUGUUAGUACGAAGCGCAAUGGUCGAAAUAAAACACGCCUCAAUAAAGAACGGGUACACCGUCAACUUAAAACCUAAUGACAAACCAGGCUCAGGAUCUAACGAGAAAUAUACGGUCUCGAUCGAGUCGGAAAAACCUAAAUUACCACCUAAACCAGUAACUAAAGGGGAUAUAUCCAAGCCAGUAAUAAAGGAAGUAAGCGAUAAGGAAGUAACGGCUAAGGAAGCAUCGGUUACUGUGCAUUCGCCGGCGAAGCAAGCGUUCCUUUGUGAAGCAACGGAAGAAGCGAAGGAAAGAGUGCCUUCGCGUGUCCUCGUAAAGGAGAAAGCGAAGAUAGAUAGAGCGAAGCCUGAGAGAAUUGAUUUUACGAAGAAAGUGUGAGGUGUUUUUAAUAAUAAGUUUAUUGUACAUUAAAUAUGACAAUUGAUGUAAGUUUAUAAACUCGACUGCUACAUUAAAAGAUGUUACUUGAAAUGUGUAUUUCUAUCUAAAUUUUUCAACCAAGAAUACUUAGUUGAACAAGCGUUAGCGAAGGACUUCGUUUGCUUGCGUGUCAGCUUGUGUUUUGCUUUCGUAUCGUAUGUCCAGAUAUUCUUAUCUGCAGGUCGCAUUUCUCAACCGACUCUCGUAAAAUUUUAUCAUGAUGUAAGUUCAGUUAGAUAAAAAAAAUCUGUCGGUUUAUUGGAAAGUGUUCAAAAUACUUAAGACCAUUGUAAGUUAGUUCGCUGUGAAAAUGACCCGACGAAGUAUUUUUUAA
Molecule: messenger RNA, 3414 nt
Organism: Cydia pomonella (codling moth)
Lineage: Eukaryota; Metazoa; Arthropoda; Insecta; Lepidoptera; Tortricidae
Exons: 11
Coding region: 159-3038 (959 amino acids)
Source: RefSeq, a predicted model, not a curated record